GGCGCGGCGCAGGCCGGGGCCACCCCGGGGCCGACGAGCGGGGGCCCGGGCGCCGUCGGGGGCGCCUCGGGGAAGCCGGCUCUGGAGGAUCUGUACUGGAUGAGCGGCUACCAGCACCACCUCAACCCCGAGGCGCUGAACCUGACGCCCGAGGACGCGGUGGAGGCGCUCAUCGGCAGCGGCCACCACGCUGGGCACCACGGCGCGCACCAUCCGGCGGCCGCCGCGGCGUACGAGGCUUUCCGGGGCCAGGGCUUCGGGGGCGGCGGCGGCGGCGCGAACGACAUGGGCGCCGGCCACCAUCACAGCGCUCACCACGCCGCCCACCACCACCACGCCGCCCACCACCACCACCACCACCACGCCGGCGCAGGCCACGGCGGCGGAGGCGCGGGCCACCACGUGCGCCUGGAGGAGCGCUUCUCCGACGACCAGCUGGUGUCCAUGUCGGUGCGCGAGCUGAACCGGCAGCUCCGCGGCUUCAGUAAGGAGGAGGUCAUCCGGCUGAAGCAGAAGCGACGCACCCUCAAAAACCGCGGCUACGCGCAGUCGUGCCGCUUCAAGAGGGUGCAGCAGCGGCACAUUCUGGAGAGCGAGAAGUGCCAACUCCAGAGCCAGGUGGAGCAGCUGAAGCUGGAGGUGGGGCGCCUGGCCAAGGAGCGGGACCUGUACAAGGAGAAAUACGAGAAGCUGGCGGGCCGGGGCGGCCCCGGGGGCGCGGGCGGGGCCGGCUUCCCGCGGGAGUCCUCGCCGCCGCNCCUCGCCGGCCGGCGGCCCGAGAGCCUGGGCUGCGGGGGCUCUAGGGAGGAGCUGGACUUCUGGAAAUCUCGCAUCCUGAAGGGUCCCGGGGCAGUUGCAGGACUUGGGGGACUAGAAAGCAGGCUCGAGGACCGGGCCGCCAGGCCCAUCGAAGCCCUCCAGGCGUCCCGGAGCUCCGACCGCAAGAACCUGGAUUCGGCUCAGAGGCCGGGAUGGAGGGCCCCCUACGAUGGCCGUCCCGGGGCUGCCGCCCUCGCCAAGUGCCUCGUGGGCUCUGACACCGGCUACCCCAGGGAAGCGGUGCCCUCAGCCACCAUCUGCUUGCUUCUGCCUGACCCCAGGACCCCACAGCCCCCGCCACCCGCCCUGGACUCUUCACUGCUUCUGGCCCAGCCUGGCUCCUCGGUGCCGCCCAGUUUGGGGACCCUGGACGGCGGGCUGGGCAGCCACAGGGACCGGAAGCCGCGCUCAGCCGCCCCAGGGCUUCUGCGUUUGCGGCUGUGGAGCUGGGGCUGCGGCUGCCGUGGCGGGACGGUGGCGGGACGGUGGCGGGACGCGUGCAGCGGCCGCGAGUGCAGACGGCGCUACCGGCAGCGCUUCCAGAGGAGAAGGGCGUCCCCCGGGUCGUCCUCCGGCGCAAUCACAAAGAAGGGGGUCAUCCGUUACGGCCACAAGUCCGCCGUUAACCACGGACUGGGCUACCUGACUGUAGAGGAGCACGUGGACAUGAACCUGAUUGGGUGA
Ailuropoda melanoleuca (giant panda) is the source of this 1503-nucleotide messenger RNA. RefSeq names its product MAF bZIP transcription factor A (gene MAFA). The transcript is spliced from 8 exons. Lineage: Eukaryota; Metazoa; Chordata; Mammalia; Carnivora; Ursidae. The record is from RefSeq and is a predicted model, not a curated record. Gene Ontology annotation, cellular component: nucleus. Gene Ontology annotation, molecular function: DNA-binding transcription factor activity, RNA polymerase II-specific; RNA polymerase II cis-regulatory region sequence-specific DNA binding. Gene Ontology annotation, biological process: response to glucose; insulin secretion; regulation of transcription by RNA polymerase II. The annotation marks the transcript as partial.